GCCCUGCUCCUCUGCUCCUCUCUCCCAGCAGGCACUGCAGAGAGGCACAUCCGAAAUGGCAAACAGAACUAACUCCACACAUUCUUACUACAGCUAUGAAUACUACAUGGACUACGUGGAUCUUCCACAAGUAGAUGAAAGGAAGUUGAAGGCGAACAAAUAUUCAAUCGUCAUUGCUUUUUGGGUCAGCCUUGCAGCAUUUGUGGUGCUUCUCUUCCUAAUUUUGCUCUAUAUGUCCUGGUCUGGCUCAGUUCCAAUAAGGGGUGCCCGUUCACACCGUAAAUGCCCAUGGAAUUACAUCAACUUCCUCUUCUUCAUCCAGAAGGCCAGAAGUCAUCAAAACAGUCCCAUGAGCCCCUUGCAGUCUCAGGGUCAAAUCAAAGAACUAGAAGAUGGCAGUUCUGGCAAUGAGCAAUCACAGGGCAAUAAUUGCACCCCAGAACCUGUUCUAAUCAAUGAUGGUAAUCCUUUCCCAGAAAAUGCAUCUCAUAAAGCCCUGGUGGUUCAAGUUGAUAGCACAGUUGAAAAACAAGCAAGAGAUCCCCCCUACCAAAGCUGAAGGUAGAAAGUACGAAAGAGUAACCUCGUGGUAUCAGCAAAAGGAACAGAACAAAUCAGCCAACCUGGCCCUCUGCUUUUAUGGUGGCUAAAUAAAAAAAAUACCAUUUAGGUACAGUCACAGGUAUAGCCAGGUCAGAAUUGACUAUGAGGAAGACAAGAGCCUGUUAUUGCAGUCUUGCAAAUUUGAGAAUGCUGCUGACUGUAUGUAGGAUCUUUAAGUAGGUGAGUCGAUGUCUAUAUAUCUCCUACAGGAGAAUGAACUCCUAAUGAAAAUUAAAAAGCGACUUCAUGAGACUUUUGUGGACAUUCACUAGGGUGAGGGUUAUUAUUCACAGAAUGUACAAACCGUAUCUAGUCUGCAACAGAGGCACAGGGUAACCUGAUCUGGCUCUCUUUCCCCACUUUGGCCUUUCUUGAUGUUGGAACUUUCAGCCAUUACUUCAUAAUGGCAGUCAGGCUCCUAUUCAUCCUUUCUGUCAUCUAGCAGCAACCUUUUUCUUACAAAAUGCACUUACUACCUCAGCACCAUAAAGUUGAGUCAGUCUCUGCCUGAUAAGUGAGAACGCCCAAGGCCUCCUGAAAGAAGGCUGAAGGAAGUCUCUCCCCU
Messenger RNA from Monodelphis domestica (gray short-tailed opossum), 1168 nucleotides. RefSeq names its product melanocortin 2 receptor accessory protein (gene MRAP). Gene Ontology annotation, molecular function: corticotropin hormone receptor binding; type 5 melanocortin receptor binding; signaling receptor regulator activity. Gene Ontology annotation, cellular component: plasma membrane; endoplasmic reticulum. The record is from RefSeq and is a predicted model, not a curated record. Gene Ontology annotation, biological process: regulation of adenylate cyclase-activating G protein-coupled receptor signaling pathway; protein localization to plasma membrane. Lineage: Eukaryota; Metazoa; Chordata; Mammalia; Didelphimorphia; Didelphidae.